UAAACCUUUCAUUCACUUCUCUUUCCCCCAAAAAAAAAAACUUUCACUUCUCUCGGACUGUCUCCUCCCAUCCUCUUCCUUCCCUGGCGGCGACGACUGGGCGAGCGGCGGCUCCAUUUGUCCUGUGUUCGCACAGCUCUUUGCCGGCGACGAGCGCAUCCUCCAGGCGGCGUGUUGGCUACUAGUUGUGGAGGCCGGAGAGGGAGGCGAGGAAGGAGGGGGCGAGGAGGUGGUAGCAUAGCCACCGAAGUUCCGAGGACAACGGAUCGAGGAACGAAGAACAGAGAAUGGCAUUUGGGUUGGUUUUUACACUGCGGGGACGAAAAUGUUCCCCAUUCCCGUCCUCGGAACAGCGUUCCCGGAACGUGCAAUGCCACUCCGUUCCACGUUCCUGGUGACUAUGGUUGGAAGGAGGGGAGGGUGCAGUUGCAGUAUUUCUGUGCUUGAUGUGUCAUAUCAAUUCCUACUUCUCUGGUGAUGCCCGCAUUUUGGAUCAAGACUGAAGGAUAGAGGAAUAUUCAUGAGUUGAGGUUGAGGGUAAACAGAGGAAGCUAUUCAUAGGAGUUGGAUGAUCAGAUUACUUCAUUAUGUUUAAAGCUUAUUAAGCGAUAUACUGCAACAGAUAGAUGACUCCAAAAUGGAAUGAAUGCUCUUCAAAUAGCUACAGAGAACUAUCUUCACAUGUAAUUGGAGAAUCCAAAUCAACCUUAACAGAAACAGUCCUUUCACCCACGAGCUGUUUUGAUUUACCAACUGCCAACACAAUGUGCUCCCUAUCUCCACAGAAGAAGGAUGGCAAUGUUUAUAAAAGGCGGAAGAUGGAUAAGGAUUCAAAUUCUCUUGCGACAAAUGAAGAGGCUAAAGAAAUGAUGACUCAAAGUUGCACAGCUUCUGAUGAGCAGUCAUCAUUAGUGCUACCCGCAGUCUCCUCAGAAGUAAUGCCUUCCAAUUCACAAGCCAACAUGAUAGGUCACAUCCUAGAUUGUGAAGGGCCUAAAGGGGUUUCAUUGGAGCCAAAUUCUGGUAGUAAUGUUUCAAAUAUGUCACCAUCUUCCAUGAUUCUAGACAAAAAGGAUGCUCCUGAAUGUUCAUCAUCAAAUAUCAGCCCUACUGAACCAAUUACUGAGCAUAUGUCACCAAGGGAUCUUUGCAUCGCCAUACUGAAAAAAGAUGGACUCAUAACUGAAUCAAGAGCAAGAAUUAAAGAUGAAUUCACUGACAAUGAUGCCAACCCAUUGUUGGCAUGCAAUACUUGUGGCUGCUUGGAUCGUUCAUUAAAGAUGCUAAUAUGUGAUUCUUGUGAAGCAGCGUUUCAUUUACCUUGUUGCAUCCCUUGUAUUAAGGAACCACCAACUGACGAAUGGUAUUGUGCGCCAUGCUUGUGUAAGAAACCUAAGAGUCUUUAUGGCAAACUCUUGGAGGGCAAGGUCAAGCUUUCCAGGAAUACUAACCAAAGGCCUCAUGGCAUGAGUCAUAUAGAGUACAUGCUUAAGGAUGCUGAACCAUAUGUUACUGGGGUUCGAAUUGGUAGAGAUUUUCAAGCAGAAGUGCCAGAAUGGUCUGGUCCAACCUCCAGCCGUGAUGGUUAUUUUGACGAGCCCUCUGAAUUUGACCCUGCUGAACUAACUAAAUUUAAUUUGCGCAAAACAAGUAAUCAAAGCCAAUCUUCCAUUGGUAAUUGGAUACAAUGCCGUGAGACCUUAAACCCAGGAGACUCUGACAAACAAGUUGUCUGUGGCAAAUGGAGAAGGGCACCCUUAUAUGUUGUACAGACAGAUGAUUGGGAGUGUUUUUCUUGUCUUCUUUGGGAUCCUGCACAUGCUGAUUGUGCUGUUCCGCAGAUAUCUGGAAUUUUAGACUUUUUUGAGCAAUUCCCUCCAUUGGAGUUGAAGACCAGUGAAGUUCUGAAGCAGCUGAAGUUUGUAAACACGCUAAAGAACCAGCUGGAACAAAAUCAAAAGCCUGCUUAAAUCCCAGUGUCACAGCGGACAGCGGGGUGGUUCCGUAUUGUAUGAUUGAGUUACUGACCGUAUGUGGGGUUAUCAUGUAACUAGCCAUCAGUAGUCAAUAGAACAUAUGUGAAUUUUGCU
Messenger RNA from Panicum virgatum (switchgrass), 2090 nucleotides. RefSeq lists its product as uncharacterized. The transcript is spliced from 11 exons. Gene Ontology annotation, molecular function: zinc ion binding. The record is from RefSeq and is a predicted model, not a curated record. Lineage: Eukaryota; Viridiplantae; Streptophyta; Magnoliopsida; Poales; Poaceae. The coding region runs from base 627 to 1970 and encodes 447 amino acids.